UCUGGGACGACGCCGAGAAUCCACCAUGCACUUUGGUCUUUGGAUCUUUCGUGCAGUCAACCGGCCCAGCAAUCAUUAUGCCAAGGUUAAAACUCGCUUUACCGUCUGCCUUGUUCACUUUUCUUAAUUGGAAAGGAAUCAAUCACGCGCAGACGCGGAGAGGAAAUGAUGGUGAAGACGCCGAGAAAUCUCCACGCCAUUUCCCCUCCGCGUGAAGGUGCAGCAGCCGAGAAGGAUCCGGGCAAUUUGAUCUCGGAUCUGGAGGACGCAAGUGGCCAGUCCCGUUCCAUUUUAAGAGAGGGAGAGGAGGCAGAGAGGGGACACAAUCCGAUCAGAGUAAAAGAAGAAAUCGAUGGCCGGCGCUCUGGCUUCAUGUGUUUCUCGUGCAGGUCCAGUCGCAUGCGGCUGGACGCAUUACGAUGUGUUUUUGAGCUUUCCAGGAGGCUCCAACGCUACUCCUGAGUCCUUCCCCGGUCGCCUCCAUGCCUGCCUCGCCGCCGCCGGAGUCUCUGUAUGUGGACCCAACGAAAGCCAGGCGGUCGGCUCAUCAUCGCAACUUCCCGACGCAGCCGUUUGGCGGUCCAAGAUCUGCAUCCCGAUCCUCUCGGAAGACUACCCGUCCAGCGAUUGGUGCCUCCGUGGGCUCGUCCAGAUGAUGGAGGGCAACAGAAGCGCACGGCAGAUGGUGUUGCCCAUUUUCAACCGAGUGGAGCCCUCGCACUUGCGAUACUUGACCGGAAGUUUUCGAAAGAUCCGCCUUUCUGAUUCGGAGGGAGUGCAGAGAGCAAUUGAAGACGUGAGCAUGUUGCAGGGAUGGAAGGUCACUGACGGAUGCGAGGAAGAACUAGCGAAGACAGUAGUCCAAACUGUUCGGAGAUACUUACAGCCAGAUUCACAAAAAUGUCUUCAUACUGGCCAAUACAAUGUAUUCUUGAACUUUAGAGGAGCUGAUACUCGUCAUAACUUCACCUAUCAACUCUAUGCCAACCUCCGAAGAGCUAGAGUUUCUGUUUUCAAAGACGACACUGAGCUUCGCAUUGGUGAGGACUUUGGCUCACAGAUUCUAAAUGCAAUCUCACGGUCAACAAUCUACAUUAUAGUAUUGUCUCCAAACUACGCUUCCAGUAAGUGGUGCCUCCACGAGCUCAACAAAAUGAUGGAAUGCGGGGUUAGCAUGCGACACAGGGCCCUUCCCAUCUUUCAUAAUGUAGAACCCAGGGAAGUGCGAAACCCGCGAAGAGAAUUCCGGUAUGCGUUAGACAAACACGAGAUGCGCGGUGGCGAGAGUGCCACUAGGGAAGCCAAGAGUGCGCUUCGUGAGGUUAGCUGCCUUGCCGGAUGGGAAGGUAUCCGUAUCAGCGAUGAUGAACUAAUCCCACUUGUUGUUCAAGAAGUUUUGAUUGCGUUGCGGCGUGACUUUAAACUAGAUGUGCCCGAGAACUUGUUUUGAGAAAAGCAUGUUAAAGAGCGGAUGUCUCCACUUUAACGUUUAUCUCAGCUUUAAUUAGUGGUGAAAGGAUAGUGCAAAAAAGGAUUCCUAAAAAGAGAAGGUACAAAAUUCUGAUGUUCUCCUAUGAAGAGUUCUCUAGUGGUUCAGCCAGUGGCAAAAUCUUCAAGCGACGUGCCUGCUGGAGUCGAGUUGAGAGGAUCUGGGAAUGCGGGGUGCGUUUGAGUUGUUUUGUGGAGCCAAAAGCUGGAGAGUUGGUCUCAUGGAGCAAGUAGUGUUAAAUUUCUAAUCAAUUUUGUGCAGGAUAAGUUGAUCUCGUGAUAUUGGUAUUCUUGUAUUUCGUUUACCAUGACUGCAAAUCUUUUUGCAGAGAUUUAAGUCUACAUUAAUCACUGCACGUUCAUCGGAAACAUCAGAAAAUUAAUGUGGUUUUGUCCAUUCCAAUCUGGCAAUGCCUCAAUAAAAUGCUUUUCCUCGAGCUUCCAA
Messenger RNA from Eucalyptus grandis, 1933 nucleotides. RefSeq lists its product as uncharacterized. The coding region runs from base 353 to 1450 and encodes 365 amino acids. Lineage: Eukaryota; Viridiplantae; Streptophyta; Magnoliopsida; Myrtales; Myrtaceae. The transcript has 3 exons. The record is from RefSeq and is a predicted model, not a curated record. Gene Ontology annotation, biological process: signal transduction.